Messenger RNA from Ziziphus jujuba (common jujube), 2120 nucleotides. Its product is annotated as FCS-Like Zinc finger 11. Bases 445 to 1662 code for a protein of 405 amino acids. The record is from RefSeq and is a predicted model, not a curated record. The transcript is spliced from 3 exons. Lineage: Eukaryota; Viridiplantae; Streptophyta; Magnoliopsida; Rosales; Rhamnaceae.
AAGUCGGUAGAAUACGUACACAAAAACAUUUGUGUGGACUAUUUUACAUUAUUGCAUACAGACAUUUUCUAUUCUGGACACAGAAAAUAUAUUUAUUAUAAAUGCUAGAGAGAGAAAGUGAGUCAGACUGAGAGAGAGAUAGAGAGAGAGAGAGAGAGUGCGUGAGUGAGUGAGAGGAGUAUUUCAGAAGCUCACUGCUUCGCUGAUUUUGAGGCAUGAAAUAGAGAGGAAGAGAGAGAGAGAGAGAGAGAGUGAGAGGAGUGCUGCACAAGUUUAACACCCACAUAAAAACCCCCAUCCCGUGUCAAAAAUAUCCAUUUUUUUAUUUUUACUGCAUUUGUGCUUCUUCAAUCUAAAUACAACAUCUUCUCUGAAAGUUUCCAGAGCAGAGGAAGAGAACCCAGAUAGGGGGCUUCUGGUUCCCUAGAGGGGUGUAUUGUGAUAAUGCUGAGGAAGAGGACCAGGUCAAUUCAGAAGGAUCAACACCACAUGAGUCAAGUACCAAUUUCUGAUUCUGGGUCUGAGUCCUUUUUCCACUCUGAUGUUUUGGGUCACAGUCUCAAAACCAAUUCUUUGUUUCCUGUUCCUGGUCUGCUUGUUGGCUUCAAUCCAAAGGGUUUAACAGAAUCUGAUUCAGUUUGGAGUCCAACAUCCCCUCUAGAAUUUAGAGUGUUUUCAAACGUAAGCAACUCCUUUAGGUCCCCAAGAUCAACCAAGGAUGUGACACAAAGGAGCUGGGAUAAUAGUAAAGUAGGUCUAAGAAUUAUAGAUUCUCUUGAUGAUGAUAGAAAACUACCUGGGAAAGUUCUCCGACCAUCAGAGAGCAAAAACAUUAUUUUUGGACCCAGAUUGAGGAUUAAAUCCUCAAAUGGUCAAACCAAUACAAAUUCUUUUGAGUCGACCAAAUCUCUGCCUAAGAACUGUGCAAUUUUCCCUCCUUACAAAACGAAAUCUCCCCUGCAAAAUGGCAGCUCUGAGGUUCUUUUUGAAAUUGGGGAAACCCCUUCAGAGCCUGAGUCAUUUGGUAAAAUCAGGCCUUGUUCAUUGGAUUCCUGUAGGAAAUUUUUGACCCUACCUCGUUUGAGUGACCUUAACCGCAAUUCCAGUUCUGGGAAAUUUUGUUUGGAGACUGUAACCAACCAAGCUAUUUCACCUCCUCAACCUAUUGGAGAAAGCCCAAAUUCAAACCAAAUCUCAGGAAUAAAACUGACUACAAUCCCUGGAUCCAUAGGUUCUGCAAAUGGAAUUGUUGGGUCUCUCUCAGCAAGUGACAUUGAGCUUUCUGAGGAUUAUACAUGUGUCAUCUCUCAUGGUCCCAAUCCCAAAACAACUCAUAUUUUUGGUGACUGCGUUUUGGAAACUCUCUCUAAUGAUUUGAGCCAUUUUGCUAGAAAUGGGGAUAGAGAGGUUGGAAUGCCCCAGCCCAUCACACAGACACAGAUUUCAAAUCCUUUCUCUUCAAAUGAUUUCUUGAGUUUCUGUUACUCUUGCAACAAGAAAUUGGAAGAGGGGAAGGACAUCUACAUUUACAGGGGUGAGAAAGCAUUUUGCAGUUUGAGCUGCCGUUCACAGGAGAUUUUGAUUGAUGAAGAAUUGGAAAAAUCCAAUGAAUGUGAUUCUGAAAACUCUCCUAUGUCUGAUGAUUGCAAGGAAACUUUUUGAAACUGGCAUCAUUUGAUGCUUCAUAACAUAGAGACUUGUGUUUCUGCUUCCAUCAUGUCCAUGAUCGAUGAGACUGACUAACGCCGCUGAUCAUCCGUAUAAAAGAGCUGUUUUUGUGUAUCUCUUGGCAGCCAUGGAUGAUCGUUUUGUACAUUGUUGCGUUUGCUACCUGUGUUUCAGCUACCAUGGUCUAGGUGGAAUGAUGGGGUUCAAUUUAGCUACUCUCGUUUUCCAUAAAGAGACAUUAAUAUGUGUCUUUCAAGUACUUAAUUCUCUCUUAUAUUAUGCCAUGUAGAAUGGUGAAAGCCCUUUUUUUUGGCUUCCCUUUUUCACUACUACGCCCGUAAUCUCUAUUAUGGUAAUUUUAUUUUAUUUUAUUUUUAAAUCAUCUAUCAUGAAAAAGUAAUCCUGUAUGACUGAACCAGUUUUUGACUGAAUUUGAAUUAUUAUUGUACACA